This is a messenger RNA of Penicillium roqueforti, 1473 nucleotides long. Its product is annotated as DOPA 4,5-dioxygenase family protein. The coding region runs from base 1 to 1473 and encodes 490 amino acids. The transcript has 10 exons. Lineage: Eukaryota; Fungi; Ascomycota; Eurotiomycetes; Eurotiales; Aspergillaceae. The record is from RefSeq and is a predicted model, not a curated record.
AUGACAGACGCAUUCGCUUUCUCAUACCCAUCUCCAUUGGCGGGGUACGAAAACCUCGAGCCGCUAUCCGACGAGCGCGCCGAAGACGGCAAGUCAAUGAAAAAUCCCCAACAUGGCAUAUUAAGCAAAGCCUACUCGGAAUUCCCCGACCCUCUCUCCAAAGGCCGGGAAGGUGGCUUCGACGUCCACAUCUAUCAUUUCCAAAACAGCCCCGACCAAGCCGCAUUCGCCAAAGCGCUCUGGGAACGAAUUAGACGAGAAUUCCCCGAACUUCGCAUUUAUAGAUUCUUCGACCGGCCGAUUGGCCCGCAUCCGGUGGCAAUGUUCGAAGUGAAUCUGUUCACACCUGCGCAGUUUGGAGCCUUCGUUCCUUGGCUGUAUAUCCUCGAAUCCCAUGCCCAUGACGAGGUCAUGCCGAUAAACAUUUGGGUUAAACAUCGCUUACUCGAGGACAAGCCACACAAGAUGCGUCUUUUCAUAUCGUUGGCGGUAGUCGGUCUAUCUUCAACCAAACCGGCCUGGGCAUCCCUCGGCGACAGGGCUACUGAUGUCCCGCCAUAUGUCUUAGAAUAUGCACCCUUGAUCUGGCUCCAUAGCCAGGAAACAUACAUGCCGAGCGAUAUCCAACAGCAGCUCGAUCACACCAGACCCAAUGUCAACUGGAGGGCCAUCGAGGGAGUGGAAUCACCCUUGACCCUUAACAACCUCGACACGCUCAAUUCGAUGGGUAAUACGAGCGUCUACCUAACAUCUCUAGAGGGCAUCGAAGCCAACCCAGAGCCAGCCUGGUUCCGAGGGAUCAGACCGGACGCCCAGGGACGAACAGUUGAUGGUACAUCGAGUGUCCUUAUCAUCGCAGACCGUGGCAACGGAACCGUUGAUGCGUUCUACUUCUACUUCUAUGCAUUCAACAAAGGCGGCAAAGUCCUAGGCCUGGAAUUUGGCGACCACAUCGGAGACUGGGAACAUAACAUGAUCCGCUUCGUCAACGGCACACCCGACGCAAUAUGGUACAGUCAGCAUGCUAGCGGCCAGGCGUUCAGCUACGCCGCCGUUGAAAAGAAGGACAAGCGGCCGUAUGUGUACUCUGCAGUCGGUACGCAUGCAAACUAUGCAAUUCCAGGAAAACACGACCACACCUUCCCGGGCUUCAACCUGCCUGCAGGGUUUCUGUUGGACUAUACGGACCGCGGCGUGCUGUGGGAUCCCAUGCUCAAUGUAUACACUUAUACCUAUGAUGGAACAACAGCUGCGUUCCAGGCGGUGGACUCUAAAGAUCCCGUGGCGUGGUUGGAGUUCAAUGGGAGAUGGGGUGACGACCAGCCGCCUAAUGAGCCUACGCUCUUCGGUGAGGCCAAGAAUGUGGCUGGUCCUAAUGGUCCUAGGUUCAAGAGCUUGGAUAGACAGCUGGUGUGUCCUUCCAAGCCGUGCUUUGUGCUUCCGUUCAGGACUUUCUCCGUGGAUGCGGCUUAA